AUGUCCAAAGCCGCGUUCGCCGGCCUCAAGGCUGUGCAGGAGAUCCGCUUCCACCUGUGCCAGACGUCGAAAGGAAGCGAGGGGGUGAGGAACUUUCUCCUGAAGAGCUACAAGGCCAUGAAAGCCGCGUCCCCGACGACGCCGAUCUUGAUUCGCGAGGCGAGCGGCGUGGAGGGUGGCUUCGUCGCGCGUUACGACUUUGGGGUGGAGAAGAAGUUUUCUUUAGAGGGGCUGGACGCGAAGGCGGUGGAGAAGGAAGUCACCGGGGUCCUGAAGCAGUCGGCGUGA
Messenger RNA from Micromonas pusilla CCMP1545, 288 nucleotides. RefSeq lists its product as uncharacterized. Bases 1 to 288 code for a protein of 95 amino acids. The record is from RefSeq and is a predicted model, not a curated record. The transcript has 2 exons. Lineage: Eukaryota; Viridiplantae; Chlorophyta; Mamiellophyceae; Mamiellales; Mamiellaceae.